AUGUGCGACCUCAUCUGCCACACGUACACGAUAACGGGCUUGCCAAACGAUAUCACGCAACACGAUCUCCCCUCCACCAUCCGCCGUUUCUGCAAGAGUGCGAUUGUAACAAAUGUUAAAAGCCUCACUGUUACAAGGUUUCAAAAGGCCUCCUUGGAGCUCAGGAUGAAAGGGAUGGAAGGGGAACUACAAAAAGACCUUCGAAAUUCCGGCUACCCCACGGCUAAAGUCCAGUGGCAAAAACCAAGAGGACCGAGGCCAAAUCCCGACCGAAAAACCACACCAUCCCUCUCAGUGAUUUUGAAAAAAAUCCCAGUCACCACACCCGAGGAGGAGGUCAAGAAUCAAAUGGUAAAACAAGGACUACACGUGGAGAAAGCAUGGCGCAUCAUCUCCAGGAAAAGCCAGCAGCCAACCGAGAAGUUUAGGGUCAUAACACACGACCAGCAGACCGUCGACCAACUGCUAACAGAAGGCAUCGACAUAGAUUUCAAAAGAAGAAUGGCCGAACCACCACACGACCCCCCACCCCAACCAGCACAGUGUGGCCGAUGCUUAUCUUUUGAGCACCCCACCAGAAAAUGCACACAGCAACAAGCCAAAUGUGCCAGGUGCGGAGGGCAGCACAACCUCUCACAGUGCAACCUGAAGGAGGAAAAAUGCCCAAACUGUUCAGGACUGCACUCCUCCCUGUCUUACAAAUGUCCCCGCAGACCCAAGGAACCAUCAAAUCCUGAAGUCCGCGCCCCAAUCUAA
Messenger RNA from Schistocerca serialis cubense, 756 nucleotides. RefSeq lists its product as uncharacterized. The record is from RefSeq and is a predicted model, not a curated record. NCBI's taxonomy places the organism in Eukaryota, Metazoa, Arthropoda, Insecta, Orthoptera, Acrididae. The transcript has a single exon. Bases 1 to 756 code for a protein of 251 amino acids.